AUGGGAAAUACAGACUCUAAGCUUAUUAUUUAUAAGGAGCACUUGUUGCGACUCGCCACGGAUGAAAUAAUCCCUUUGUAUGGGACUUCUACUAGCACAGACUCUUUGAUAAGUAGCAAGACUGGGCAAACCAAUGGAAAUGCCAAGAGUGCAGAUUUUGCAGCUGGUGCUGGGAAAACUGCUACGUCAAAUGGCCGUAACAAUGGUAAUACUAAUUUCAAGAAUAUUCUCUCUCCGUUUGACCCCUUUUACACUAAUUUGGUCUCGGCAGAUUUACCUCCGCAAUAUUUAUCGACGUACCUUAACACUACAGAACUUAGAGCAAUAUUGCAACACAAUAAGACCAACUUCACUAACCUUUUGCAUUUCCUUACCUAUAGCAUAAUCCAGUACAGUUCGUUUCCCAAAUCGUUGAAGGACCCUAACAACCGACGGUCGUUGACCAAUUGUUUGCGUAUACUGUGUAAGCUGAUUCCAGUGUUGUUUGAACAAUCAGAUUUGGAGGGAUGCUUGGAAGCAGAAGUGUUUUGGUCAAAAACUACUUGGCCAAAUGUCCUAUCGUUAAAUUCAGGGCAUUCAGAAGUGUCAAAUACAGCGACUGUGGGGAUUCCGGACUCCCCAUAUAACUCGUCCUCAGGUAAUACUAAUUCUUCCUCAAUCAAUUCCACGUCAGUCAAUGUUGAUUACAAACCAAGCCCCCAAGAUUCAUUACGUGUAACUAUUCCAAAUCAACAAGAUCCACUAGAUCCUUGUUUCCUCGGUGCUAAGCUCCUCAGUGCAUUGGUGGUUUUAUCCUCGCAGGAAGGCUUUGUCUAUGGUAGCGAGGUGAUUUCUCAAACAUCGCCACUCUCAAGUGUGCAUUAUGAUAUCCAUCUUUUGGACAUUCUAAGACUUUUCAUAACAUUGCUAUCAAAGCCGUUAUACAAACCUUCUCAGACCAAUAGGUUUUUGGAAUCGUUUUUGAUGGAUUCAAACUCGGCCUUUAAAAUACACGAGCUUGCCUCUUCUUUACUUAAAGUCAUCGUACGAUUCGACCCACGAGUAAUAGAUCCAAUCAAAAAGUCUCUCUUCUACACUUCAUUGCAAUUCUUCAAUAUCACAAUGAAAUUUACUUCGGAGGAUGAUGAACAAAUUAUACUAUUGUUCUUCCAAACCCUGUCGCCAAAAAUGGUGGCAGACAAAAUAUACCAGCCUUUGCAAGAUAUUUUGUCAAUCAUCAUUGAAGGUGAAGAUUUGUCCAAUUUUCAGUCAUGUUUGCCUAUAUUUCAAUUCCUAUUCAACUUAUUUUUGCUGAAUCCAGAAACACGUACCGAACUAUCAAGUCGUUUCGGUACAGUAUUAUUAACAACAUUGAUUAUUUAUGCUAAAGUCAUCAGUCAAGAGAGGUAUUGUAAGCCAAUGCUGCAAUUUGUAGCCCAUUUCAUGGCGUAUCUAUCAUCUCUCCCUCAAAUCCACCAGAUGUCAUCCUCAAAUUUGAAAUCCUGCCAACUAACAUUCCUCUCUGAAAAGGUCAGAAAUCAACCCAUAUCAAUCCGUGAAUUUUGUAUUAUUCAAUUGGUUAGACAUAUCAUCCCAAUACUAACCACUCAGGAUGCAGUGGUCGAUCCUUGUUACAUUGAAACAUUGUACAACUUAUUAAGGAUCCCUUCUUCGUUGAAUUAUUCUGCAUGCAUGUCAAUACAAAACCUAUUGACAACAUUUCACGAGUCCAUUCAACUACCUGUAACCUACUCUUCACAUUAUUCACAUUCCCUAAGUUUUAAACUAGACCUUUUAUCCGUUUUGAUUCAUGCACUCGUCAGUAAUAUCCUAGAAGACUUCCAGCACAAUAAAAUUCUUCUUUUUGUUCUUUGUCGCAAUGAGGCUGUUUUGCAGCAAUUGUUACAACUGAUUGAAAAUCUCUCGCAAGAUGAAUCAAGAAACAAACCCCUUGCCCCAGCAAUGAUAACAAAAGAAUCAGAUUUUCCGCUACCCAUACUCCAUGGUCACAAAAGUUUUAUUGAACGUUUAGAUUUUGAUUAUAACCUUCUUGAUUCAGAUAUCACUUUGGUCAAAUUACGUCCAUCUUGGCCAAUAGGUAUGUCCUUAAGAAGCAAACAAAAAUUAAAAUGGGACUCUGUUUUGGCGAAGACAUGGUUAGGAAACAAAUAUGCAUAUGCUCUUAUCAAGGCAAUACAAAUUAUCAAUUCCGAAUUUCCUUCCAUUCUUAAGAUUACAAGGAAAGAAGAUUUGAAGAGGGUUCUGCUACAUUUGAAGAUAUUUGAACCAACAUUGAUGAAGCUGAUGGAACCAGUAAUACCAUUGCCAUUGACAAGAAGGAAUACUACGUGUCGAUACUUGUCAUGGGAUCAUUUUUCAUGGAUGAAAGACAAAUCAGUAGCAUAUUGGUUUGACUAUUUGUUGUGGUCAGAUGUCUUUAACAGUACUUCAGACAAAGUGUACAUAUCAGAGCAAGACAUCGAUAGCUUUGGGCCUUUGUCCAGCCCUGGAAACAGUAAUUCUGGUUCUGGAUCCGGAACGGUGAACUCAAGACAAAGUAAUAGACUAGAGAGAUUUAAUUCCAACGGUUCUAUUUUGUCUCGGACUAACACCAAUGACGAUAUGAAGCCUAAAAAUUCUUUCGAGCAUGUACCUGGUAAUAAUCGUGAUAUUUCCGGUAACGGUGUGUCUCCCAAUAAUAACACCAGUAACAAUAACAACAAUAUUAACAGUAAUAAUAGCAAUAACAUGAACAGUAAUAACGGUAAUUCCUCUGGCAACAAUCGUAAUAGUGGAAGUAGUAGUAGUAGUUGGUUCAGGAUGCCGUGGUCAUCUCAUGAUGAUGGCAAAAAUCACAACAAUAAUAGUACUAAUAAUACCAAUUCUCAUGUCACAGAGAACAUGGAGUACUACAAGACAUUAUCAAAGCCUAAUAUUUGGACUGGAACCAAUAUUAGGUUGUUCCCAUUGGUUGUUGAAGAAUGCGAAUCAGAAUUUUCGUUUGUCGAUAUGACAUCGUCAUUACUGAAACGUCUAAGAUUUAACAGUACAGCAAGUUUAAGCUCAAUGGAAACAUACCACACGUUAAAUACUAAUUAUACAUAA
Kluyveromyces marxianus DMKU3-1042 is the source of this 3084-nucleotide messenger RNA. It is a transcript of the gene ECM30, whose product is annotated as Ecm30p. Bases 1 to 3084 code for a protein of 1027 amino acids. The record is from RefSeq and is a predicted model, not a curated record. The transcript has a single exon. Gene Ontology annotation, cellular component: Golgi medial cisterna; membrane; Golgi trans cisterna. Lineage: Eukaryota; Fungi; Ascomycota; Saccharomycetes; Saccharomycetales; Saccharomycetaceae.